AUGGACGACAAGCCGCAUGGAAGUCGCGAUUCCUCGAAUCAGAGCAAUGGCGAAAAUGUCGGACUACAACAGCGCAGCACCAUACGAGCACUCAUACAAGACUUCAGUCCUAUCUGGGUAACAUGGUCGAUGAAUCUGGGCAUCCUCAGCACCCUGAUGCAUACACUGCCAUACCAGUUCUCGGGCCUACGCACGAUCGCGGCAGUUCUCUACGUCGCCGACCUGGUCGUGUUCAUCUUAUGCUGCACGUUCAUGUCGUUACGAUUUAUCGUGCACGGACAGACUGCCUGGAACGAGAUCACGAACGAUGUCAACGAGCUAUGCUUCAUGGCUUGCUUCCCGAUCUCGUUCAUGACGCUCACGGGAGGCACCGCUUUGAUCGUCAGUACCAGCACCUGGGGCGGCUACGCCUUUACAGUCGUAAGCUACGUCAUGUGGUGGAUCGUGGUCGUCUGGUGCAUGGUCUUCGGUGUUGGGAUCUAUGUCAUCCUCACCCUGAAGAACCUGACGGAAUCAAGGAAUUUGACCUUGGCCAUCAUUCUUCCCGCGGUUGCAACUUCCACCGCAGCAGUCGAAGGCGGGAUAGUCUCAGUAUACGGAAAUGGCAUUACAGCGAGGAUGGCGGUGCCAGCCAUCAUCGUGGGCUUCAUGCUCGUCGGCAUUGGGUUCUUCCUGGGCAUGACGAUACUGGCCUUGUUCCUAAAUCGAAUUCUCGCCAAUAGCUGGUUUGACGGCGUCAAGAGACCAACACUGAUGAUGCUUCUGGGCCCUACUUGUCAGUCCACGGCCGCUCUGCUGAUUCUAUCCAUGGCAGCUAGUAUGCAUUUUCCCGAGUACAACAAGGGGACCUUCUUGCACGAGACUACAGCGACUGCUUUGCAUGGCGCCUGUGUGCUGCUUGCGCUGAUGGUACUUGGUCUGGGGAUAUUCUGGGGACUCUGGGGAGUCUACGGAAUCCUGGAUGCUGUUGUCAAGGGCGAGGCUAAAUGGACGCCGGCCUGGUAUAGCAGCCUUUUCCCGACGGGUACACUGAACACGGCUUUGACACUAUUCGCAGAAGAGUUCGACAGUCCAGCUUUUCGAGUCUUAUCGGCCGGCCUGUUGAUCCUGCUCACAAUCAAUGGCAUCGUCAACGCAGCUACACCAUUCGUGCCAUUGCCAAGCGACAAAUACUGA
Cyphellophora attinorum is the source of this 1176-nucleotide messenger RNA. RefSeq names its product Sulfite efflux pump SSU1. Gene Ontology annotation, biological process: transmembrane transport; sulfite transmembrane transport. The record is from RefSeq and is a predicted model, not a curated record. Bases 1 to 1176 code for a protein of 391 amino acids. Gene Ontology annotation, cellular component: plasma membrane. Lineage: Eukaryota; Fungi; Ascomycota; Eurotiomycetes; Chaetothyriales; Cyphellophoraceae. Gene Ontology annotation, molecular function: sulfite transmembrane transporter activity. The transcript has a single exon.